UAUGUACUAUUCAGACAUAUGGUAUUAUACCCAGUGAGCAAUAUCUGCUGGUCUGGAGGGGGAGCAUUGCCAAGAGAUGAGUAACUUUGGAAAAGAAAUGUAUCAGUCAAGUGAUUCUUCAGAAGAGGAGGAAGACAAUAAGGAGAAAACAUUGUAUCCUUUAGCACCGUCCAGUAUUCUAGAGGAAACCCCAAAGGAUGUUUCUUCAAGUCCUGCCUUUCAGUGCUUGGAUGAGCUAUUCACUUCUGGUAAAAUACCUGGAACCAGAGUGGCAGAGCUGAAGGCAAAGUAUACCUUCCUGUAUGAUACAUUGAAAAGCUUGCAGGAAUCUGAAAUACAACUCUUGCAAGAUGCCAAACGUUUCUCAUAUAAACUGGAGCAGCAACAAAAAGAGCUUGAAAAAGGGGACAAUUUUCCCGAAGGAUGUAAUACAGAAGUAUCCAGGAUGAGGCAGAAGUUGUUAAAAUACAAUAAUGACCUAAAUGAAGCUGAAGAAAGAGAAUAUCGACUUCAAUAUAAUCUGGAAUGUUUACGUGAGGAGAAGAGACUUUUGGAGAGAGAAUUUGAAAGAAUCCCAAAAGCGACAGAUCUUGAGAAAAGAGCCAAAAUGCUUAAAGAGAACAGUGAGGAACUACAAAAAGAAAAUGCCCAGAGGAGACUGGAGAUCAAGUCACUGAGAGAAGAUGUGGAGUCCAAGCAAAAGGAGAUUGAAAGAGAGCAUAAGGAACUGGAAAAGAAACUGGAACAACAAGAAGGUGUAAAAGAAGAACUUGUCGAGAUCCAUCAGAUACCUGCACAGCUUGGCAAAGACAUGGAGAAAAUUAACCGCAAAUUGAUAGAAACAGGAAAGAAGAAAAUCAAACUAGAGGAACAGUGCCAAGACAUGGACAACGGUCUAAAACAGAUUGAGCAGAAAAACAAAAGGAUGUUGGAAGAGAAAGAUGAAGUCCUGAAGGAGUUAGAAGGGAAACGGAUUUUACUGCAAAAUAAAGAGCAAGAGUUUAACCACUUGACAAAAUCACUGGAGAUGUCCAAGGAAAAAGAGGCCACAGCUUUGGGGGACAGAGCUACAUUAGAAUUUAAUUUGCGCCACAUCUUGAUAGAUAAGCAAACACAGCAUGAUGCUCUUGCUCGUAAACAGAAAGAGAAGGAUCGAGAGCUGAAGACUGCUAAGAAACUGGAGCUACAACUGAAAUCCGCAAAUGAUGCCUUAGCACAAAUUCAGUCUUCGUAUGAUAAAAUCAAAGCAGAGAUGGACAAUUUUCCCAAAGAUGAUGGAUCACUUCAAGAAAAAAGGAAGGAACUGCAAAAGGAAGUUGAAUCGGCUAAGAGGCGUUUGGCACAACAGAAUGCCUUGACUGAGGGGGAAGUGCGAAAACUGGAGCACUUCUUUGCUGAAGAAGAGAAACUGGUAAAGGAGCAAACUGAGCGAAGAGAAGAGCUAGUCAACUUAACACGUUUGGUGCAGAUCAAAGCUGAUGAGAGGGAGCAGAAGUCAAGAGACUUUGUCAAAGCUGAGAGGAGAUAUCAUCAAGUCUUGCAGGAAAUCAAAGGCAGGGAUAUCCUUAUUGGAGAACAUAAGAAAAAAAAUCAGGAUGUUCAAAAAAGGCUGAAGGAAUUUGCCAAGAUGUAUGAUGUUAUCCGCAAUGAGAGGAAUAAGUGUGUAAGCCUAAUCCAGAUUGCAACACAACGAGCAGCAGAACUGAGAGAAAAGCUUAAAAUCUAUGAGAACGAAAUAGAAAUCCAGAGAACCAACGUUGCAACCAAAGAGAGACAGCUACAAAAGACCACGUUGAAGCUCAACAAUAAUCACAUGAUACGGGAUAGCCUUCUAAUGGAUCUAAGCAAAGUCAACAUUUUACUCCAGGAAAUGAGUGAAAAGAAGGAACAGAAAAAAAUGGAAAUUGGCAGACUGACCAAUAUGAUUAACCAAGCAGAAGAGGACAUUGUGCAGCUCCAAAAGACUUACGAGACUGCUGUCAAAAACAGGAAUGAGAGUGGUGUUCAACUCAUUGAGCGGGAAGAAGAAGUCUGCCUUUUCCAUGAGAAACUAAGUAUUCAAGACAUGCUAUUGCGCAAUGGAGAUAUGGAAAUGAUGACUCUGGACGAGAAGAUUCGCUUCCUGAAAAUGCAAAUUACAGAAGAAAAGAGGCAAAUUGAACAGACCAAAAAAAGUCUGCCAAAUAAAAGGGCCUUGGAGUCUGACCUUGUGAUCCUUCAGAUUCAGCUUUCUCAGUGUAAUGACCGAACACAGGAACUAGAAACAAAAGCAGAAGAUCCAAAUAAAGAAAACAGAAUAAACCUUUUAGAAGGCAAGGAACCUACCCUGCAAGAACUUCUGAAAAGGACAGAGGAGCUCGAAUGGCGCUUGGCAGAGAAGGAGGAACAGCUGCUGGAGAAAGACUUUCUUUACGAACAUGUUUCUCGACUUUCAGAGCAAGUUCGUAUUAAGGCUGAGAAUAGUAAAGCGGACACCCUAACACUUGCUAAAACGAUGAAUGAACUGCAGAAGAAGAUUAAAGACAGAACUCGCAAAAUGAUGUCUCUCAUUGCUGAGCUGUCUAUGCAGCAAGCAAAUGGCAUAAAGCUCCAACAGGAAGUGAGAGACAAGGAGAAGUUUGUGGAUACCUGCUAUAGCAGGAUGGAGAAAGGACUGGUUCCCAGUGAGGAAAUAGAGCAAGACUGGAAAAAGUUAGUGCGUGAUGAGUAUAGACGACAAAUGGACAAAGAAUACAAGGCUAAAAUUGAAGAAGAGGAAAAACAACAGCUGUUGGCCAGCGGUGUCUACACUACAGCUGAGCAGCGGCCAAAUGCAUACAUACCUGAAGAUGAAAACGCUCUCCCGCUGCCACGGCCGUAUGGUGGGCUGGCACCUUUUAAGCCCAGUGAGCUUGGAUCAAACAUGAGACACAUCAGGAAACCGUUUAUAAAGCCCAUAGAAAUUUAAUAGAAUGCACUGCAAUCUCUCAAUACCAUUCAUUUUAAAACCUAUUAAAAUCACCUAAA
Molecule: messenger RNA, 3006 nt
Organism: Pelobates fuscus (common spadefoot toad)
Lineage: Eukaryota; Metazoa; Chordata; Amphibia; Anura; Pelobatidae
Gene: CCDC146
Product: coiled-coil domain containing 146
Exons: 19
Coding region: 77-2947 (956 amino acids)
Cellular component (GO): cytoskeleton
Source: RefSeq, a predicted model, not a curated record